CGGUAAUUGAAGCCUUGACGGCUGCUAGAUGGCGUUACCCAUACAAUUCUUGCUGGAAGAAGCUGCCAAUUUCUGGAGUAUAAGAAAGUGUUUGUAGUUAUUGGAAUCAACGAAGAUUGCACGGAGCUUGAUUGAUCGCUUGUAACCUAACCUAAAAACGGAACUACUACGAUGGGUCUUCCACGGCACAUUCAAUUCAUCAGCCGUACAAUCUUUGUUCAGAACAAUGACGUGGAUAAGGCAUGCCGCUUAUUAAAUCGCAUACUGUCCAAAGAAGACAUCUUUAGUCAGUACAGGCGCACGAGAUAUUAUGAGAAACCAACUCAGGUCAGACGUAGGAUCAACUAUGAGAGGUGCAAGUCAAUCUACAAUGAGGAUAUGGACAGGAAGAUCAAAUUUCUUCUACGCAAGAACAGAAUAGAUCCUUUUCCAGGUGCAUUGUAAGAUUAUAUCUAUUCCAUAUUAGAUUAUAUCAUUGCAAUAAAUCUGUCCAUCAAUUGAUAUGAUUUAUUAAUGAAUAAGUAUUAUCGAAAAUAUAGAAAAUAUUCUAAAUAA
Molecule: messenger RNA, 555 nt
Organism: Acromyrmex echinatior (Panamanian leafcutter ant)
Lineage: Eukaryota; Metazoa; Arthropoda; Insecta; Hymenoptera; Formicidae
Gene: mRpS21
Product: mitochondrial ribosomal protein S21
Biological process (GO): translation
Cellular component (GO): ribosome
Molecular function (GO): structural constituent of ribosome
Source: RefSeq, a predicted model, not a curated record